UUUUUGUUUACCUUUUAUAUCGCUCCAAAAGCUCUGACCUCGAUCAAUAUUUUAUUAUAAUUCAUUCAUCAGCAUAAAUAUUUCGACCGCUCCAGAUUUUAAAUUUUCAAAAAUUAAAAAACUUUCAAAUCUUUUAAAAAUAAAUCUCAUUUUUGCCGCCGCUAAUCAACAAAAACUACAAUUUUCCUUGAAAAUCGCUCUGAUGAUAUUCUGAAAAAAAGCCACAGCAAAAAUUGUCUUCUGGAGCAGUUUAAUUAUUUCUUUACUAAACAUCUACACUAACAUUAAUUUCCAAAAUGUGGCAGAAACUUCAGCAGUUUGUUAUGAGCUCUGGAAUUGAUUUGGCAGCAUUAGGUUUAGCAUCAGGUAUCAUUGUCAGCAUGCUCCCUAAGACCGUUUUCAUUAAGAAGUUGAGAGAGGCGGAACAUUACGUGAAGGAAGAUGGCGAAGAACGAAAGAUCAGUAAGGAGAAUUCAAAUUUGAUACAAAAUAUCCUAAAAAAGUUUGACCUUCACCCGAUCGAACACAAUAACAUCACAUUCUUCACAAGCUCUCUAAGCGACCCCACAUGCUAUGGCUCAGUGAAAGCAAAAUUUGGCGCCCUAAUUGGCCUACCUGUGACUAUUGACUACGAUGAAUCGAGUCGAUUAGGGAAAGAAAGUUUAUCAUUUGGGGGAAUCCGAUUGGAUUUGAAUAAAAGUAAUAGUGAUGUUGCUACGCAGCUGGCUGAAUCUUUGCUUCUUUCUGACAAGGCUAAAGCUUUUGUCAUAGCUAGACAGUUGAGUUACGUGUCGACAUACAACCUCCACACCGAAGUAGCCUUGAAAUCUGUCAUGGCAGCCUGCAUCAUAUACUCCAUGCACUACGUUAAGAAACAUUACAGAGAAUUCAUAGAAAAAUUAAGACCAUUACCAUAUUUUUUGCUGGGUUGUACCAUUUUAUCAGGCUGGGGGGUGCUCUACAUUGGCCUCAAGGAUGCCAGAAAGUGCAGAAUGGACUAUGUUGCCGAUAGGAAGGCCGCAUUAUUAGGUAGGGAGCUGGCGGAGGGAGGCGUGGAAUACUACGAGAGCCUCUUACGAAGAAACAAAUCCCUCAGAAUCCUCACAAAAUCCGGUCCCUCGAAGUUUACGGCCUUCGGAAAUGAGGCCACCCUUUUAAGACAAAAUGGACUUCAAAUCACAACACGUAGGGACAAUUUGCUCAAGUUGUUGGACACUUAUAAUAAGGUAGAGGGUGAAAAAGAGUCCGGGUCGAAAUGGGCUGACGGUGCCUCUAUUUCUAAAGAUAAAAUUUAACUUCUGGAGUUAAUUUGUGUUUCAAUUUCAUCUCUUAACUGGAUGGUGUUUCGAGUUUUGUUUUUUUGCCGAAGUAUUAACGAAAUUUCUGCUAGGAACCGCGUGAGCGUCGAAUUGAUGCUGUAACAUUCUUAACUAUCGAUUGGCGUGUUGCUAUUUUGUCAUGAGUGGUGUUCGUUUUGGAAUUAUGCCGAAUAUAAUUUCUAAACACAGA
Messenger RNA from Helobdella robusta, 1509 nucleotides. RefSeq lists its product as hypothetical. The transcript has 5 exons. NCBI's taxonomy places the organism in Eukaryota, Metazoa, Annelida, Clitellata, Rhynchobdellida, Glossiphoniidae. The coding region runs from base 297 to 1295 and encodes 332 amino acids. The record is from RefSeq and is a predicted model, not a curated record.